GGUCUCGCGGGCUCCGCCGAGGACGGCGCACCCGGGGACGUCCCAGGCCAAACGCUUUCAGGGAGGCAGUUGACUUUUCCGAGGGCGGUGGCUGGGGCGAGGCUGUCAGCCUUCCCGGGUCAGCACGCUCGGGCGCCCGCUCCCCCUUGCCUGGAGCUGCGUGGCGGGGAGGGUCAUCCGUCCCCCGGUGUCGGUGGUGGCAAGUGCUUGGCUCCAGCCGACCCCCCUAACCCCACCCCCGGUUCCUGUUAGCUAACAUCGCCGGCAUCCUCUAGUGACCACAGGUCUAGUCUCUUUCGCUGCAAGUUGCAUAAAGUUGCAAGCGCUUGCCUCGCAUCCCUGUUCCCGAAAAGGAGUACUCCAGUAUUCUAGUUUGUUCAGAGGAGGAGCCCUGUGAUUAUGCCUUCAUUCAGGGAGUGAGUGAGUCAUUACGGAAGACAGUUCUUGGUUGACACAGAAAUGAAGAGUAUCUUGGCUGAACAUUCACACAGAGGGGAUCAUUAUGACCCUGCCCCUACAGGAGUGUGAGCAGCACCGCUUCAGCACCGAAGCCUCAAGUCCACACCGUGGGAAGAAGGCCACUUCCUGGGGUGCUCUCCUGUUCGCGCUGAUGCUGGGCUGUGCCAGCAGCACUGUCUGCUACAGGGAGCAGCAGACGUGGUUCGAGGGUGUCUUUUUGUCUUCCAUGUGCCCCAUUAAUGUCAGUGCCAGCACCUUUUAUGGAAUUAUGUUUGAUGCAGGCAGCACCGGAACUCGAAUUCAUGUUUAUACUUUUGUGCAGAGAACAUCAGGACAGCUCCCCUUUCUGGAAGGUGAAAUUUUUGAUUCUGUGAAGCCAGGACUUUCUGCUUUUGCAGAUCAACCCAAGCAGGGUGCUGAGACUGUUGAAGGACUCUUAGAGGUGGCCAAAGACUCAAUCCCCAGAAGUCACUGGAGAAGGACCCCAGUGGUUCUGAAAGCAACAGCCGGGCUGCGUUUGCUGCCCGAGCAGAAGGCCCAGGCUCUGCUCCUGGAGGUAGAGGAGAUCUUCAAGAAGUCACCUUUCCUGGUCCCAGAUGACAGCGUUAGCAUCAUGGAUGGGUCCUAUGAAGGCAUCUUAGCUUGGGUUACUGUGAACUUCCUAACAGGUCAACUGCAUGGCCAUGGCCAGGAGACUAUGGGGACCCUUGACCUGGGGGGGGCCUCCACCCAAAUCACGUUUCUACCCCAGUUUGCGAAAACCCUGGAACAAACGCCUAGGGGCUACCUCACUUCCUUUGAGAUGUUUAACAGCACUUUUAAGCUCUAUACACAUAGUUACCUGGGAUUUGGAUUGAAAGCUGCAAGACUGGCAACCCUGGGAGCCCUGGAAACAGAAGGCACCGAUGGACGGACCUUUCGAAGUGCCUGUUUACCAAGAUGGUUGGAAGCGGAGUGGAUCUUUGGGGGUGUGAAAUACCAGUAUGGUGGCAACCAAGAAGGGGAGACGGGCUUUGAGCCCUGCUAUGCAGAAGUGCUGAGGGUCGUACAAGGAAAACUUCACCAGCCGGAAGAGGUUCGCGGAAGCUCCUUCUAUGCUUUUUCCUACUACUAUGACCGAGCUGCCGACACGCACUUGAUUGAUUAUGAAAAGGGUGGUGUUUUAAAAGUUGAAGAUUUUGAAAGAAAAGCCAGAGAAGUGUGUGAUAACUUGGAGAGCUUCACCUCUGGCAGUCCUUUCCUGUGCAUGGAUCUCAGUUACAUCACAGCUUUAUUAAAAGAUGGCUUUGGCUUUGCAGAUGGCACCCUCCUACAGCUCACAAAGAAAGUGAACAACAUAGAGACGGGCUGGGCCCUGGGGGCCACCUUUCACCUGCUGCAGUCUCUGGGCAUUUCCAGCUGAGGCUGAGCAUGUCCUCUGAAGCCUGCAUUUCUGAACAACUUUGUUUUUACAGGAAGGAGCGGACUCAGGCAUUUUCUGAGCUACUCUGGGGAAAGCCCGGACUGAAACCCAUUAGCCGGCUUUAUUAGGAGGGAGGGGGUUUUAUAGAUGAGUCUUGCCCCUUGAGCCUAGUGAUUUGGGCUUAAUUAAUUUUGCACAUCUAAUGUGAACAUCUCCCUAACCACUUGGCAGGUGUACAGCUGUCACCAGAGUGUAAAUCUUUUGAGAUUAUUUAUAUGUCACAGAGUCCUGUGGGGGUGGGGGGAAGAAUAGGUUUGGAACUCCAUGUUAGAUUGGGAGUUCAGAGAUAGGUCCUUGGGAACCAAAGGAAAAAAAUCUCAUUUCAACCCUUGGAGUGCCUCAUUCCUUUGAAUGUGUUAGGUUUUUUUUUUUGCUUAAAAGCUAAAUGAAGUUGACUUACUGAAGUCCAUAACCUAUCAAUACUGGUAUUUUUUUUCUUCUUCCCACCCUUAUUACACUCCCUACCCUAAAACCCAAGGUGAGAAAUACCUGGUUUUGCUUCCCAUCUGUAACUCAAAGAGAAGGGGGAAAGAUACUCUAUUAGAAUUUGUGUGAUCCUAUGGCACAAUAGAUCAACCAGCCAAUUUAGUAUUUUAUUUUUUGAUAGGCAUCAUAUUAUGUUGCUCAGGCGGGCCUGGUACUAUGUAACCCAGGUUGCCUUGAAGGAUCAAUUCUCCUGCCUCAGUCUCCUGAGUCUUGGGAUUACAGGUGUAAGCCAUCAUGCUCAUCUCAAGGGAAGUCUUAGCAAGAUGGUGGAGGACCUCUUAACUGUGCCUGGACUAGAGACGUAAAAAAGAGGGCCAUCCAGUCGGUCGCAAGAGACAGCUGCUGCAGAGCAGGGCUGUGGCCUACUUACUACCUUUACUCCUCAGUCCACUCUGGGGUUACGACCUCGCAGCCUUAGAGAUGCGUGCAUAUCCAGUGCCAGCGCCGCCUCCCAGGCCAGUGUGGUUAUGGUGUUAAACAUGGCCCUGAACUUAGCAUCCUUGUAUUUCUGUGCACUACAGCUGCACUCUGCCUGGUUUUGGUCUAUGGCUAGAAGUCAGUGUGUGUACUAUUCGAAUCUAAAGACCACCAUCGCUUUCAUUUGUCCUUGGGGUGGGGUGUGGAAAGUGCUGGAGACGGAACCCAGGACUUCUUGCAUGUUCAGCACAAUGUGCUACCACUCCGCUGUUACAGUGAUGCUUUCCUGCCGGGGUCCUUACUGACUUAGCUGCUGUUUUCUGAAUAUUGUCCAGCUCAGGAUUUCACAUCCUUUCCAGUGGUACCCAACAUUUGAUUUGAUUGGCUAUUUUGGCCCAUAUCAGAACAUUUCUAGAGAACCAUGUUUUUCUCUCAGGCCACCCUUUGUGUUGAGGUUGAACACGGGUCGUCAUGCAUGCUAGGCAGGGGUGCUCUACUACAUUAUAAAGUCAUUAUCUUAAAAUUUUUACCAGGUGAUGGUGGCGAACACCUUUAAUUGUAGCACUUGGAAAGCAGAGGCAAGUGGAUCUCUGAGUUUGAGCCCAGCCUGGUCUAUAGAGCAAGUUCUAGGACAGCCAGGGAUACACAGAGAAACCCUGUCUUAAAAAACCAAAAACAAAAAAAAAUCAUCAUGUCAUUUCUUGUGUGACCAUCACUGGCUUGCCUCCUACUUGGUUUGUAGCAUCCUCUGCUGCUCAGCUCCUCCAUCAUAUCACUUUACCCCGUCCUCCUUCCUCUUCUCUUUCCAGGGACGUUUCCAUCUCCCCUAACUUGUAAUUUUCAGUCAUCUCCUUUCCACUCUUCACAAAGGAUGUGAAUAGCCUGGCCCCAUGGCAGCCCCGGGGGAACUGUCUUUUUGAAGCCAUUACAUUGAGUCAAUAAGUAUUACCAUCUGCUGUGUAUAAAAAUGUAGGCAAAUGUGUAUCCCUACCCCCUCAAUUUUAGGGUUUUAUUGUUUUGAUUAAAUGUGGAAUUUCUUCAGACUUUCACACUGAGAA
Peromyscus eremicus (cactus mouse) is the source of this 3882-nucleotide messenger RNA. RefSeq names its product ectonucleoside triphosphate diphosphohydrolase 5 (inactive) (gene Entpd5). The record is from RefSeq and is a predicted model, not a curated record. Gene Ontology annotation, biological process: nucleoside diphosphate catabolic process. NCBI's taxonomy places the organism in Eukaryota, Metazoa, Chordata, Mammalia, Rodentia, Cricetidae. Gene Ontology annotation, cellular component: membrane. Gene Ontology annotation, molecular function: GDP phosphatase activity; UDP phosphatase activity.